Micropterus salmoides (largemouth bass) is the source of this 351-nucleotide messenger RNA. NCBI's taxonomy places the organism in Eukaryota, Metazoa, Chordata, Actinopteri, Centrarchiformes, Centrarchidae. The record is from the annotation of a RefSeq genome assembly.
AUGAACCUUGUCACAACCAUUAUUUGCAUCGCCGCAGCCCUUUGCAUCAUCCUCGCUAUUAUCUCCUUUUGACUCCCGCAAAUGAACCCAGACCACGAAAAACUUUCCCCCUACGAGUGCGGCUUCGACCCGCUGGGAAGUGCCCGACUACCUUUCUCACUCCGCUUCUUUCUAGUCGCUAUUCUUUUCCUUCUCUUCGACCUAGAGAUCGCCCUCCUCCUCCCCCUGCCCUGAGGGGAUCAAUUAAUAAAUCCACUAACUACAUUCCUUUGGGCCUCGGCUGUCUUAAUCCUUCUUACACUGGGGCUUAUCUAUGAAUGAAGCCAAGGAGGCCUCGAAUGGGCCGAAUAG